Messenger RNA from Nerophis ophidion (straightnose pipefish), 4106 nucleotides. RefSeq lists its product as uncharacterized. Gene Ontology annotation, cellular component: Golgi membrane. The record is from RefSeq and is a predicted model, not a curated record. Gene Ontology annotation, biological process: protein palmitoylation. Bases 182 to 1861 code for a protein of 559 amino acids. The transcript is spliced from 10 exons. Gene Ontology annotation, molecular function: protein binding; palmitoyltransferase activity. Lineage: Eukaryota; Metazoa; Chordata; Actinopteri; Syngnathiformes; Syngnathidae.
GUCAGUAUUUGGACUGCAUACUGUACCGUUAUGCCAGUCUCUGCAGUCUGCGUGUGGCCAAAUGUUGUUUAUUAUUAUUAUCUCCAAAACGAGCGAGCGACACUUCGACUGAGAUGCUAAUUGUCUCUGGUUUCACCUGGGAUUGGGAAAUAAGGCCAAUUGUGCAAGCGAAGCCACGAUAAUGCAUCCGGUGCCUUCAUGCUCCCUGGAUGACGAGGACAUAUUUGACUUUAUACAGACAGGAAAUAUUGAACAAUGUGCGCUCUUCAUUGAAAGUGACAAAGCGAUCCUCAGGGAGAAAGGCUGGGGCGGUUUUACUCCGCUCCACUACGCUGCCCUGCAUGGCAACUCUGCCCUGGUCGACCUUUUCCUCAGCAACGGCGCUGACCCCAACAUGACGUGCGACGCGGGACAGACAGCGUUCCACUUUGCAUGCAGGCAGGGGAACGUUUACAUCAUUCAUAAAAUGAUGCAGCACGGAGCUGAUCUGCGCCUCGUAGACCUGCAAGGAAAAUCGGCUUUGCAUCACGCGGUGACUGGAGGCAGCAUCAUUGCGGUGCACUAUUUGUGGGAGACGGAAAUGCUGCGUUUUACGGACACGGACAUGCACCGGGUGACGCCCCUCCACCUUGCAGCAUCUACAAGCAACACAGAUAUGGUCCAGUACCUUCUCAAACACCAGCGCUGUGCUGCGGAUGACGUGGACCAGCAGGGAUGGACGGCUCUCCACGUCGCAGCAGAGCGAGGCGGCGUGGAGGUGUGCUGGUUGCUACUGCAGAAAGCUGGGUGCAGGGUGCUUCAUGAGAAAAACUUCAACGGACUGACGCCACUGGACCUCAGCAGGCAGGGGAAAACAUUUAGGCACAAACAGCUCAGCAAACUACUGAGUCAGUACAUGAACGUGCCAAUCUACCACAAGCCCAAAGAGUCUGAUGCUUUGUACUACUGGACGCUGUUUUUCCCCGGCCUGAGCGGAACCGUCAUCCUGCUGAUAGCGGCCAUGAUGGGAGGUUACGGCGGUCUCCUUUGCAGCGUACUCUUCCCCUGGCUGGCCAGAAGCAUCUUCACACAAUACCACCGCAUGGCCACCUAUCAAAGGUUACCCAACCCCAUUUACUUGGGAACACUCACGGCCGGACUGCUUCAUUCCCUGCUUUGCUUUUAUUGGAAAAUAACAGCUAGUUCUCAGCCGACCGGUGUCCUGGUCCAGGUGUCUAUGGUCCACUUCUGCCUCGUCCUGGCUUUGUUCUGCAAGGUUCUGAGUCAGGACCCCGGGUCUUUGGAUAAAACAGAAGCAGAUCCCCGGUUCUCUUGUGUUGCUGACCUGGUGGAGAAUAACCAGAGCCCUCGCAGGUUCUGUCCCUACUGUGAGCUGUUCCAGCCCGACCACACCAAGCACUGCAAGCUGUGCAACGCCUGCAUUAAAGACUACGACCACCACUGCCUUUUCCUCAACCGCUGCGUCGGCCGGGGUAAUCACCGCCUCUUCCUCUUCUUCAUCCUCUCCAUGGUGAGCGCCCACCUCCUAUUCAUCGCCACGGCGGCGAGUUACCUUCACCACGAGAUGCCCGGAAGCAGUCGCGGCCUCUCGUGGUGGCUCACCUAUCUCGGGGAGGAGUUCUGGGUGACGUCCAUGGUGGUCAUGAACGCCAUCACGCUCCUGUGGGAGGCGUGGCUACUCACCGAGCAGUUUGAUGCCAUCGCCAUGGGAACAACUACUUACUUUAUACACUUGGAAAAUGUGAGGCGGCGGAGGCCGCUCGGGCAGCGCUGGAUUAGUGUGUUGGCGUUUCUGCUGGAAGGACGGCGACGGGUGGUCGGUCCGUGCACACAACACGACAAAGCUGCAAUCGACGUUUGAAACUGUUUUUGUUCACGCGUGCUCGUUUACAAACAGUCUGCACUGAGAUAGUCCUGAAUGUCACUUCAUUAGGUACGCCUUGUUUGAUGGCAAUUAGCCACUUCCUUUUAAAGGCCUACAGAAACCCACUACUACCGACCUCGCAGUCUGAUAGUUUAUAUAUCAAUGAUGAAAUAUUAACAUUGCAACACAUGCCAAUACGGCCUUUUUAGUUUACUAAAUUGCAAUUUUAAAUUUCCCGCAAAGUGUCGUGUUGAAAACAUCACGGUAUGAUGACGCGUGCGUUUGACGUCUCGGGUUGUAGCGGACAUUAUUUUCCAGCCCGAUCCAAGCUAUAAGUAGUCUGCAUAAUUACACAGUAAUCUGGACAUCUGUGUUGCUGAAUCUUUUGCAAUUUGUUCAAUUAAUAACGGAGAAGUCAAAGUAGAAAGAUGGAGGUGGGAAGCUUUUAGCCUUUAGCCGCACAAACACACUUGUUUAAAAUUACCGAAGGUAAAGCUUUACUAUGGAUCAGAGCGGUCGAGCGGACAUGGAUCCCGACUACAUGUCAACCGGCAGUUUUCGGUGAGAAAAUUGUGGUAAUAAGUUGGCUCUUACCGGAGACAUCGGCGGAGCUUCCGUCCUGCUGCAGCUGCGUGACUUCCCUCAGAGACUCUGGCGGUCAACACACCCGUGGCCACACCCCUCCGACUUUCAGGUGCUAUUUAAUCUCACUAAAACACUAGCAACACAAUAGGCAGAUAAGGGAUUUUCCAGAAUUAUCCGAGUAAAUGUGUCUAAUAACAUCUAAAUCGCUCCCACUGCAUUCGCCUUUUUUUUUUCUUUCUAGAUUAGAUUAGAUUAGAUUAGAUAGUAGUUUAUUUAUUCCGUCAGGAGAGUUCCUUCAGGAAAAUUAAAAUUUUCAGCACAAUCCCAUUCAAGUUUAGACAAACAUUACAGGGAGACAGAACAGGAUCGCUGACGGGUCUGCCGGCUUCCAGCGCCCCUUACAAAAAAGAUGACAUACAGGUAAACAAGGGGGGGGGAAUAGAAGAUUAAAAUAAAAUUUAAAAAAUCGGUCUUAGCCUAGGCCCUGGAGUGGGGGUGCAGACUGAGGCCAAGGGGGUUGAACCGUUUCGGUACGGGGGUUUUGGUCUGGUUCGGAGGUUUAUCGAACGAGUUUUAAGUACUGUACCGCACGUUGUGUAAACAAUGCACACCGAGACACAACACACGGCAUGCUAGCAGCGACCGGUAGACGAUAGACUGACCAUACCUUCUCUUUUCAGCUGAUAUGUUCUCCUUUGCAGGACUGUCCGGGUGGAGUUUCUUAAAUGCCUCAAAUAUCCAGCAUUUUAAGUUAGGGUUGCGUGUAUUUUCAAUGUAUGUUCUGGGUUAAGAAGGGGUUAAAAACAAAACAAAUUGUGCACGCAGCAGCAUUCGUGAGGGAGGGGCAGAGACAGAGAGAGCGAGAGAGUUGUGAUAAACGCGCAUGCGUCACCAGGCUCUGCUUUUUACCCAGAGAUUUAUCAGAUUUUUGUUUUUAUUAUCUAUAGCAGGGGUGCCCACAGCUAAUGUUUUAAAGGCCCACAGCACAUACUAUUAAAAUAAACAAAAACAUAACAAAAGGGAAAUAAAAAAGCUUAAAGGUUAAAUGUAAUUUAGAAAAAGUUGCAAUGUUGACUAAUAAAACAAAGCUGUGUUUUCUUCUUUCAAACUGUCAUUGCUCAAAACAUAAUAAUGAAUCAAAAAUCCAUGUUAUUAUGAAUUAUUGACCUAUCCAAGUUUCCCAUUACUUCACAUCAAACAUUCCACUAAGAAAAAUAUUUUUUGUGGAAUAUUUUGCAAAUUUGGUAAAUAAAUAACCCAAAAAUUAAUAUUUUGUUGUUUUCUUACUGUACCGAAAAUUAACCGAACUGUAACCUCCAAACCGAGGUACGUACCGAACCAAAAUUUUUGUGUAAUGUUACACCCCUAACAUAUAUAUAUAUAUAUAUAUAUAUAUAUAUAUAUAUAUAUAUAUAUAUAAAUGAUAAAUGGGUUGUACUUGUAUAGCGCUUUUCUACCUUCAAGGUACUCAAAGCGCUUUGACACUACUUCCACAUUUACCCAUUCACACACACAUUCACACACUGAUGGAGGGAGCUGCCAUGCAAGGCGCCAACCAGCACCCAUCAGGAGCAAGGGUGAAGUGUCUUGCUCAGGACACAACGGACGUGACGAGGUUGGUACUAGGUGGGAAUUGAACCAGGGACGCUCGGGUUGC